Molecule: messenger RNA, 1442 nt
Organism: Impatiens glandulifera
Lineage: Eukaryota; Viridiplantae; Streptophyta; Magnoliopsida; Ericales; Balsaminaceae
Exons: 2
Coding region: 162-1280 (372 amino acids)
Source: RefSeq, a predicted model, not a curated record
CUAAAUUCACACGCAAUCUCAUCCACUCACUUCGAUUUUAUUCUCCCCUUCUUCCUUCCUUCCUUCUUCCACCGGUCACUACUUCUUCCUUCUUCGAUCGAUCAAUCGGUGUGAUUGAUCUUCCCCCAGUCAGUCGGUGCCCGUUUCAAGGAUAAAGGGUUAUGGAUUCACCUCAAUCUGUUGUGUCACCGGCGACGGCAACGUCGGCGGCGGCGGUGGCGGUGGAUCGAACUGAGGUUCAAAGCAAGGAAGCUGGAGGCUGUUAUGGAGAACCUUCCAUUGGUGUUCUUGAUGUGUUCAUACACCAAGCUAGAGAUAUUCAAAACAUCUGUAUAUAUCAUAAACAAGAUGUCUACGCGAAGAUCUGUUUAACGAGUGAUCCUGAUAGAUCAGUUUCUACAAAGAUCAUCAAUGGAGGUGGAAUAAAUCCUGUCUUUAAUGACAAUCUGAAGCUAAAUGUUCGAACAAUCGAAUCAUCUCUUAAAUGUGAGGUUUGGAUGUUAAGUAGGGUUAAGAAUUAUCUUGAAGAUCAAUUACUUGGUUUUGCACUUAUCCCAUUAUCUGAAAUCAUAAUAAAAAAUGGAAAUAUGAUUGAGAAAGAAUUCUGUCUUUCCUCAACCGAUCUCUUCCAUUCCCCGUCUGGUUUCGUCCGAUUAUCCUUAGCCUACUCAGGCACCGGCGGCUGCCCUGAAUUGAUAUCGUUUCCGGCCAAUGAAACCCCUAAUGAUUCGGACAUAUUGAAGGAAAGUGAGCUAGAUAAGAUCGAAUUUCCCGAUCCUAAAGUUGUUAAUGAGAAUCAAAUGAUGGUUUCUGAGUAUUAUGGGUAUACCGGUUUGGAAUCCCAAACUCCGGUGGAGGUGGAAAACGAUGAGGAUAAUCAGAUUGUCGGUGUGAAUCUUGUUGAGAGCUUCUCGACCUCAGUUGGAUCUCCGUCUGGAAGUGUUUCCAUUAAUGGGUCGGAUUCUAAUCUAGAAUGUGUUUCGAAGGAAAACAGAGGAGGAGAAGAAGAGGCUGAAAGUAAUGGGUCGUCGGCCGCGGUGGCGGCUGCGGUGCCGGUUAAUAUUGUGGCGGUGGAGGUGCCGGAGUCGAAGAUGGUGCAGCAGGAUAUAGUUGAUAUGUAUAUGAAAAGUAUGCAACAAUUUACAGAAUCGUUGGCUAAGAUGAAACUGCCGCCGGUGGAUGUGGAGAAUGGAUCGUCGGAUUCCGAUAAAACGACGGGGGCGACGACGAAUAAAACUCCAGGAUCUAAGGUGUUUUAUGGGAGCAGGGCUUUUUUCUGAGUUUUUUUGGUUUUGGUUUUGGUUUCAACAGGUGACUUUAGAAGAAUCUUGGGACUAAUGUUGGUUUAAUAUCUAAAUGUUGUUUAUGGACAUCUAUGUUGUUUAAGUUGACUUUUAUCUGAAUUAUGUUGACUCUUUGAUCAAAAAUAGACUUAAUCUUAA